AGACAUUGACCAGGAGGCUUUGUUUCACAACAAUCGUCGUUGUCGAUGUUAUCUGUCACUAGAGGCCCCGAAAACUCGGGCAAUGUUUAGCCAUGCGGCGCGGGAAUGUCAUGGCAAUCACCCGCGGAGAAACCAUCGAGACACUGCUGUCGUCAACUACCCAGCCUGAUUAGUCGGUGGCGUUGUACAUGCAUAUCGAGACCCAGCGAUGUGGUUACCGUGUGUUCAGCCAUCUUGAAGCAAAAAGACCAAUUUCGCUUGCGUUUCAAAGACAAAGAACCUUUGCUCAGCACGGAAUUGAGCGCCCAACGAUAUGGCAAUUGACGUGCGUGCUCUGGAGUUUUCAACUGACCCAGUGUACGCUUGGCAGAAAACGCUGCACGUUGCUGUGCAGGACCUGAUCAGGUGCUCUGUGUAGCACAAGCAGCUUUAUCAGCGCACAAGCUGCCUGCUACCUUUUGUGCCCCUUCUCUAGUCCAUCAUGCAUCUGUUCAGCGUCAACAGUAUUUCUGCAAGCUCUAUUAAAAACCGUACCUCUGGAGUUCCACUUACUGUGCGAUGCAUCGAUAGUACCUCGUUUUGGUGGCUGCAUGCACCCCUAAGCUGAUCCAAGCCACCUCCAAGCACAGCCCUGACGCCCACGUUGCUGGGAAGAGCUUGGCCCAACGAACAGCGCGAGUUCUCUAUUCCCGAAUCUAAAUAGAGAAAAUAUAUCUCUGUCUACUACCCCGACAAUUACGACAACGUAUUCAGCUAUAAGCCAUCGUUCUAUCUCUCCCCGAAGCUCCCUCUUUUUUUCGGCUCAGAUCGCGUGUGCCUCAAAUGUCACUGUUGGCGUUGUUUUGCGCUGCCCAUCGCACCAUCUGCUCGGCCGACGUCCCACUCGCGGCUGGUCUUCCGGGCUGCCUGUGAGCCUGAAUGGGUUGGAUGUCACAACGCAUCGCGUAUUGUCCGCUUGCAAACAGCUAGGCACCAGCUGUCCGUCCUAUUGACUGGAUGGAGCAAGCGAGCGAGUCGCACUACGCCGUGACCCGUCAAGCUGCUCUCCUGCGUAUCCGAUCCACUGCCCUGACGCCAUCAUGCACCGCGGAGAUGGGAGGUCCCUCGAAAUCUGCAGAGUCGCCUUUUGCCCGAUUCAGGAGAGACGGAGCGCUCCAUUGGUGAUGAAGCCAAAAAUCAAUACUCUCAAGACCAUUGGUUAGCACAGUGUCGCAACCAUUUGAAUGCUGGACCGGCGAGCCAUGACCCUAAACUCAAAAUAGCAGAAUCCAAGAGCCAAAUGCUCCGACUAACCGUCCAUUAGCGUUGUUAAGUCCUUGGCUGUCACACCUGUUCCCACCAUACAGACGGCACACCACUCCUCCCGUCCCUGGCUAGCGUCCCCAGUUGCCAUGCACUCAGUCUCCAGUGUACUGGGUCAGACGCUUUUCCACAUGAAGGCCGAUCCAGCGCUGGGCCAUCUCCGCGGUUGCUAUGUCUUUACUUUGGCGCUUCUGCCUGGCUUCGGGCGUCGUUCACUCAAGUCUCGGCUCCUAAGAUCAUAUAUCGGCUUUAUCUGGAUUCCCCUGCAUGGGCUCAUAACUCGGCCGUUUUCCGACUUUGGCGUGGAUACCCACGCACAGAGUUCGAGCUAGGACAAGGGGCAACUGUUAGCUUCAAACGUUGUCGUCCGCUCAUUUUCCCACCUAUUUUUAACGGGCCGCUUUUGGUUUCGUGCAGCCUUGCGGAGACCCAGGUUCGGAUUAAAGAAUUUGACAAAUGGAUUUGCUUAUAAUGGUGCUAUCUUCCCGGCUCCUCAUCUCCAUUUCUAGCGGCCCCUCCUGCGGAUCUAUGCGUCUGAAUUUCUCCAAUAGCGCUUCAAGAUGGGCUUUAUGAUAGACGAUGUUGAGGUCUUACGGCCGCCUCCAUCAGGCUAUGUCGUGGACUUUGAACACCCCCAGCGUCAGCAGUGGCUUGAACACUAUUUGGUCUUUGCCAUUGGCGCUCCUUUGGCGUUUUUGUUUCUCUGCCAGCGUUAUUACACUAAGAUUUACUUGUCAAAGGGCCUACAAAUAGACGACUUUUUCAUGUUUAUUGGCUGGGUAAGCCAGGCCAUGCGAGCUACUCUGAAUUGAGCUAACAUCUCAUUAGUCGUUAUCCAUCGUUACACAAGCUGUCCUAACCAAAUCAAUUGUUGAUGGCGGCCUAUGCGCUCACUCCUGGGAAAUGCCCCUGGAGAGGUUUGAGCGAUACUCAGUUAUAACGUACAUUGCAGCCCCCGUGUACCAAUUAUGCAACGGCUUCUGCAAGCUGUCUCUCCUUACCAUUUACCUCCAACUGUCGCCUCAAAAGUGGUUCCGAGUGACGACGUGGAUCAGCAUCGUCAUUGUCAUACUUUACACCACUAUUAUCACGGCUAUCAUGUUCUUCCAUUGCAGCCCCAUCCGAAAAGCCUUUGACUUCAAGCUUGCUGAGGGUAGCUGUAUGGAUGCGGGCGUGCUAUACAUGGCCACGGCUGUAUCCAACAUUAUUACCGAUGUCAUCCUGUUUAUCCUGCCAACUCCUAUGGUGUGGCGACUGGAAAUGAGCAAAGCGCAAAGAAUUGGCGCCAUUGUCAUAUUUGGCAUUGGUUCCAUGACCAUCGCAACCUCUAUCGUCAGACUCGUUUAUCUACCAGCCACACUGAAGAGCACAGAUCCUUCUUGGGACGCUGCUGCCGCUGAUGUCUGGACAUUUGUCGAAGGAAACCUCUUUGUCAUUUGCGGUUCUAUGCCGACAAUCCGUCGAUUUACCCGCCAUUUGUUCCCCUCGGUCUUUGCCACCCCUGCGGCAUCGCCCAGCACAUCGCACAAGGUCAACACCAUGAGCGACAGCAAGCGCUCCAAUCGUAAGGAGCGCAAACAGUACGAGCUCUUCACUGAAGAUAAUGAAAUGGAUACUCUCAGAACCAUGGAAGAGGAACAUGUCCUACAAAAGGAUGGCGACUGCGAUGGCUACAGCGAGAACACUUUUUGGGACUCUCGGAAAACAACGCCGCGUCACGAUUAGUCUUGUAAAUAUUUGGAUUUUUUUAUGUAUUAUAGUGCACAGCAUAGUGAUAGUUGGGCGUACUUGGUGUUGGUUUGGGCUCUCAUUUCCCUAGUUUUUGAAUUUGACGAUAUAACUGUUUACAGCUUGAACGCAACGUUUCUGAUGUCAUCUCUGUGAGGCGCCAUCAUGUCAGUGAGUGUAUCUAUGAAACAAAUAUGAGAAUAAAAGUGCAUAUAUAUACAUAAGCAGGAAUCUCACAUUCAAUUAAAAUUGUUUCCAAA
[Torrubiella] hemipterigena is the source of this 3290-nucleotide messenger RNA. The record is from the annotation of a GenBank genome assembly. Lineage: Eukaryota; Fungi; Ascomycota; Sordariomycetes; Hypocreales; Clavicipitaceae.